GUACGCAGGUACCAUAACUUGUUGAGAUGAGGUGCGUGGCAUAAAAAAACAAUGAUGACUGCAAGCGAGAUUUUUCGUAGUAUCUGCUUGAACAGUGGGUUUUGGGCGGCUGUUUUUCUAGGGUUGGUGGUCUAUUAUGCAAUAUUUUACCUCACCACGUUUCGCCAGUAUCCGAAAGGAACCAUUCCGUUACCUUUAAGUCUCGAGCUCAUUUACCGGUAUUCUAGAACCCCACAACUGUCGCGACUUUUGGCCAGCCUACAACAAAAAUAUGGAAAUCUCUUCACGUCCUGGGGUUGUGGCAAACCUUAUAUUAUCGUCAGCGAUUGGGACCUAAUGAAGGAAGCACUGGUUUCCAAAAGAAACCACUUUUUAGGGCGACCUCAAAACAUUACUGCAAGGAUGAUGAAUGCUGGCUAUGCGAACCUCGUUUUUAUGGACUACGGACCAGAGUGGGAAGUCCUUCGCAAAUUGGUACAUUCUGCGAUCAGGAAGUACGUGAUGAGUGAAAAGCUUGCCAACUUGGUGCCAGAACUUGUAGAUGAAGCAGUUGACCGGAUGUUGGAAGAAAAAAUGCCUUUUGAUCCGCUAGAGCAUGCAAGAUUGAUAGUCUCAAACAUUCUUGCAGGAAUAGCAUUUGGGAAAAAGUUUCAUGCAUCUGAUCCUGAUUUUAUUGUCAUCAAAAAUGCUCCAGAAGUUAUCUAUUGGGAGCUCAGAAAUGGUCUUCCUAGUGACUUUUUCCCAGCCCUGAGAUUAUUUUUUCUCCACCGAGAAUGGAAAGUCAAGAAGGCCUAUCGAGAGUUUUUGGAUGUCAUACAGAAGCAGUACACCGAACACUGUAAAACAUAUGAAGAUGGAAAGAUCAGAAAUUUCACUGAUGCAGUAAUUUGUGCUCGAGAAGAAGCAGAGCAGGAAGAAAAAGACUGUUUAAAAUAUCUUUCAAUAGGAAACUUGGUUCUUGUUCUCGCAGUUUUAUUUGGCGGGGGAGUUGAUACUACACUAACAGCAUUACGAUGGAUCCUGCUGCUUCUUGGAAAUUCUCCUGAAAUUCAAGAUAAAAUUGAAAAGGAACUUCGAACUUCGAUUGGUGAUCGAUGUGUUGUUCAAACGGAUAAAGCGUCUUGUCCUUACACGUUUGCUGUAGUCAUGGAGACUCUCAGGUUUGCAAGUGUGAUUGGGUUGUCAUUGGAGCAUGUGUCGCUUCUCCACACUGAAUUAGGGGGUCACAAGCUUCCUAAAGGAACAUCUGUGGUUUUUAACCUUUAUUCAAUACAUCAAAAUAAAGAACACUGGGGUGACCCAGAAAACUUCCGACCAGAGAGAUUUCUUGAUUCAGAAGGUCAACUGCUCUCUCAUCAACUCACUCAUUAUGUUCCCUUCGGUCUCGGUCGACGUCAGUGCCCUGGUGAGAAGCUGGCCUAUGUGAACCUUUUCUUGAUGCUUGCUCGAUUAAUUCAACGCUGCAAGGUCUUCCUUUCAACGGGGCCAGGAACGGCUAAUACAGACCCAAAACCCAUUAGCGUCGUUACUAUGCCAAGGGAUUACAAAGUAUUUCUGGAGAAAAGAUGAUUUCUUAAAUAAGAAGAGUUAAUCAUUUACAAAACAAAGGAAUAAACAAAUAAAAAAAACUUGCUGGAAAAUAGAAAAUAAAUAUAAGCAUGGAAUAAGUUGUAAGCACUUUCAAAAUGUCAGGAAGAUAAACUACAAGAUAUUGUAUUCCUAGAUUUAUGAGAGAAAUUAACUGCUAUAUUCUAUAAUGUAUAUUAUAUGUUAUAUACAGUUUUUGUUUUCUCUAGGGUUCGUUAAAUUCUACUGUCCAUUAAUAAACCUUAGUGAGUUAUGUAACGAUGCGCACGUGCUGAAUAAGGCAAAUUAUUUUUUUUCGUUAAAUACAGAACUCAACAUACAGGUUGGCUGAGUUAUAAAAAUGAUAAUAAUUGAAAUGUUAUUUGCACUAGUCGUUUAACAUAUAACGCCUAAAAAUGGCGAAGCAUGUCUUAAAGAAAAUACAUUUUCAGGCUUACUGGAAUGUUAUAUCACUCUUACUACCGAAAAUAGAGCAAUAUCGGUUUCAGUUUUAAUUAAAGCAAGAAACCAUUGAUAUGUGAAGAUAAAGAAAUUAUUUGUUUAACAUUAAGAAGAAUUUGUGCUGUUUUGCCUUUAUAUUUACUACCACAGUUCGAAACCACAUAGCUCAAGAAACAAGUUAACUUCACUUGUCGUUGUUUCGGUUAUGUUAAACUUCCGUUUUACACAGUUACAAGGUUAGUUUAUAAUAUUAUUAUAACAUGUUUGUUCCCCACGUGAUAUUGUGAUCAAAAGGCAAGAAUUGGUAUGUGUGUAUUGUCUAUGUUGUAAAAUCUUUAGCUUGAAAUUUAGAAUUAAGGGUUUGCUGUGUUUUAAAUGUUAAGCCAUAUUUAAUUCGUAAAUUUUGUAUCUUAUACAUUGUUUAUCGAAAUUAUUAAUGCCUUAGCAAUCACUUGAUUCUAGUAGUUUGAUAAAAAAAAACAAAGACACAAUUGUAUCUCAAAUAGCUGUUGAAUAAUAUUCGUUCCAUAGUUUAGGGUUGUGUGGUAAUUUUUUAUUGUGUGAAAUGUAAUUUUUAAGUUGUUUUUAAAUAUACUUCAUCAAAUGAUUUUCGUUACGUUGUUUAUCGUAGACGAAUUUUUUAUGUAGCUUCAGUUUUCAAUGCUGUGUUUUAUCUUCUGUUUAAUUAACUAUGGUCAGUGACUUAUCUUCAACGAGAUAGAGUGCAGCUUAAUGAUUAGCAGAUCAUGCUACAGAUCAUUAGCUCCAAUGUUCAAGUAGGGAUAUAACGCCGAACAAGCUCUGUAGUUUCAUCUGAGGAGAUGUUUAACUGACAAUCAAUCCCACUAUUCGGUUAAGAGUAGCAAUAUAUGUAGCAGGUGCUGCUGACUGAUAGCUUUCCAUCAAGUCAGCUGUUUUAAACUAGAGAAAUUUAUUAUUGUAUCGUGGAUAAUUUCAAUAAAUUAAUGUAUUUGUAAGGGAAUAACAGUAAAAUAAAGUUCAUGUAAAAAACAAGCUUGUUUGUUUGUUGAAUUUCGCGCAAAGCUAGUCGAGAGCUAUCUGCGCUAGCCGUCCUUAAUUUUGAAGUUAUAGAUUAGGGGGAAAUCAGCUUGUCGACAUCAUUUAACUCCAUCUCUUGGGAUACUCUUUAUUAAAGAAUAGAGGGAUUGACCGUCACAUUAUAACAUCUUCUUAAAAACAAAUGAAACGUGCGGUAUUAAAUGGGUAUUGGAUUUAAAGCAAGCACAGAUUAUCAGAUAAAAAAAAACAUUAAUAAACUUGAACAACAAUAAACUGUUUUAUUAAUGAUAGUAACAAAAUCACAAAUAUAUCCAGCUAUGAUAUAGAAAUGUAGUCCCUCCUCUGGUGGCUAAAAGAUAAGCUUGAGGGCUUAUAACACUAAACUCCAGGGUCCGAUACUCGCGAAAAAUACAGUGCAGAUAGCUUAUUAUAUAGCUUUACCCUAAAAAUAAACGUACGUAAGUAAACAGCAAUAAAAGGUAUAUUAAAUAUAAUGUGCAACACAACACACAGUGAUUCUUUGUUCUAAUAACUUAUAUGCAAGUUUCCGUAUAAUACUUUUUAAAUAUAUAAUAUAAUAUUUGUUAGAAAAAAUAAGUGGGAAAUUAUUUAAUUCUCUACAAACAAUGCUAUUGUUUAAGCUAAGUAAAUUGUAUUAUUACACAUAUAUAAUCUAAGGAUUACUUAUUUGUUACUUCUCCUUUUAAAGAUAAACUUAAUUACUUUAGUGAGAAGAUAAAGUAGUGAUAGAAUAGUGUAAUAUAUUUAACUCUAACGUCAGGCUUAGCAUUGUUUUAUCAUUGUUUACAGUCAACUAACUGACUUAGUUAUAAGUCAGCCAUAACGAAAUCCCAAGAACAACUUGGAAAGUUUCUGCAAUGAUUAUUUAUGGAAAUUUAUGUAACAAUAGAAUGAAUUAUGGGAAAACGUAUGGAAUUAUUCUAUGAGAAAACCACGAUACUUUAUGUGUGGAAUUGACAAUGUUAGAAAUAUCAAUUACGAACAUACUUUGUCAGCUGCGAAGUUUUGUAUAUUUUCAAGUAAAUGGUCAAUGUGAUCUAACAAGCUCUAGCUUACUCAUGAACUUGAAAUCAAACUAGUUGUAUGACAUAAAGAUAGUUGUCCAUUUUCGUUAAUUUAUUUUCUGAGUAAAACAAUUUCAUCCAAUAGUCACCUUCUAUAGUCAUAAUUUUACUAUAAUUAUUUGCUGCAUCGAGGUUGAGAGAAAACUCAUUUUGGGAUCACCUCUUGCUUUGCGGAAACUGCUGUCCAUGGUCCGAGUUAUAUGAAUCAUGUGGUGUUUUAUUAUUAUUAAUGUCCAGUUCUUAGUUUUCAUUUAUUUAAAGAUACAUUCUCUGUGCUAGUUUGAUCUCAAACUUUCCUUUCUGCUGGUAAAUUUUAAACAAUGUAUUACCAAAAGUAGCUUUAUAUAAUCAAACAAUGUAUUA
Limulus polyphemus (Atlantic horseshoe crab) is the source of this 4496-nucleotide messenger RNA. RefSeq names its product cytochrome P450 1A1-like. The record is from RefSeq and is a predicted model, not a curated record. The coding region runs from base 52 to 1569 and encodes 505 amino acids. Gene Ontology annotation, molecular function: heme binding; oxidoreductase activity, acting on paired donors, with incorporation or reduction of molecular oxygen; iron ion binding. The transcript is spliced from 10 exons. NCBI's taxonomy places the organism in Eukaryota, Metazoa, Arthropoda, Merostomata, Xiphosura, Limulidae.